This is a messenger RNA of Paramuricea clavata, 6806 nucleotides long. The record is from the annotation of a GenBank genome assembly. Lineage: Eukaryota; Metazoa; Cnidaria; Anthozoa; Malacalcyonacea; Plexauridae.
AUGUCGAGUGAUCGAAGGUAUACUAUAUUUCCUUUGUAUGUUUUCAAUUAUGUACAAAUCAACGUUUCAAGAAACCUAUAUUCCGCGAAGAACGUUAUCUCGAAACUUCAAUAUAAGAGAGUUAGAAAUGAGGAUGAAUUAUUGAGACUGUCAUUUUUAAGAGGAUAUGUCAUCAUUUGAAGAGACAACAGACGGGCCUUAAAAGCUCUUCAAAAUUUUUCAAUAUUUUCAAAUUUUGGAUAAGGAGAACUUCCCUGAAAGAAACAAGGAGAACUUCGACCUAAGCCAAUUCUUCCUUGUCGUACCGUACGCUAUCUAAAUUUCAAAAUGUUAUCUGAUCAAUAUAAAAUCUGAAAAUGUUAUUUUUAGAUUCUACAAAACAAGGACAUCUUCGAUUCUUGCAACUUUAUUACAAGAUGAAUAUGACAAAAGAGUCAGACCUGAUGAAGAAGGUAAAUGUCGACGUUUCCUUAAAUUAAUUAAUAUUUCAAUAGGUUUGGGUUUUAACAUCCUUAUUAUUUUACACAAAUAUACAGUAAAACAAGUGGGAAAACAGAAAACUAGCCAGGAAGAGACUACUAUGUCAUUUUCUUGACAGAAUCAUGAGAUUUCCAAAGGCUCAUUCAAAUAUGUUUGCGCCGUGUUUGUGAAAUUGGAAAAUACCACAGACAGUGCAAAUGCGGUCAGUACAAAAGUCUUCAAGAAACAUCUCAAAGUGUCAUUGGCUGAAUUUUGGCUUUGUGAAUAAAUCAAUGAAAAAAAAAACCGUAAAAGCAAGUCCACGAAAAUUUCAAAAAUUAAAAACGGAUAGGUGGGUGGGCGGGGGUGGGGGUCAAGCCUCUUGCCUGUAGGUACCCGGCACUCGACCCUGGGCAGAACCCUGAUUAAUAGGCGUUUGACUGUAUCAUUUUUCAGAAAAACCCAUGGAUCUUGGCGUCAACGUUUAUUUCAACACUCUGUCUGGUUUAGACGAAGAAAAUAUGGUAAGUAUAACACAUUUACUACAUCAGCCAGAAUUAAAUGAAAGCGUUGUAUACAACAGGUUAUCUUGGUGUACAAGCUGGUGCACGAUUUUCAUUUCACUUCUCUCCACUGCGCAUAUUUUGAAAAAUUAAUUCUGUUUGUAAAUUAGAAGAAAUUUUACCUAGAAUUGCGUUCGUUUUCGACUUGAAAAGACCCUUGAAGCCGGUUUUCCACUAGCGAUUUUUUGGAGACUCUUACAUCUUCCUAUGUAUAUAUCUUGGAAAUAAUAUUAUUUAAUAAUAAAUUUAUAUUUCAUGUUUAGGGAUAGAACAGAUAAGACGUGCUGCUGUAUUUUGUAACCGUUGUAGUUUAGACAGAUGUACAUCUGUGACACCAAAUAGAAGACUGUUACAGUAGUCUAUCCUCGACAUUAUUAGUGCUUGUACCACAGACUUUCUAUCUUCAUAGCUUAAAAAACUUUCGAAUACGUCUAAUGUUAUGAAGAUGAUAUUCUACGGAUUGACAAGUCUUAUUUAUAUGAUGUGACAUAUUAAGGUUGUUAAACACCAAUGGAUGAGUUUGAUGCACAAGAAAAAUGUGUUUUAUAGUGUCCGGUGUACAAAAAAAGUUACAUUCCAUACUCAGUGGGCUACAGGAAUAUACCAUACAAAUGUUCGAAAAAUCUAGGAUCAUUUACGUGUGAGCUAUUACUGCAUGUACUCAAAAUAUCGUUAUAAAACAAUACUCUUUUCUACAGGAAUUCGACAUUGACUUUUAUCUUCGUCUAAUGUGGACAGACCCGCGACUCAAUUUCACGCACUUGACUAAUGCAACAAACACAGAUAAACAUAUCUUGGUCGAGCCCCCAGGCCAAGUGUGGGUACCUGAUGUGUUUAUGGAGAACAGUAAACAUGCUGAAUUUCACAUGGUCACAAAAAAGAACGAGAUGCUGCGAUUAUGGCCAAAUGGUUCACUCUUUUACAGCGUAAGGUAUGUUCUGCACAGGGUCGGUGCAUGUGAGGAAGAGUCAAAUUCGAAGACUUUUCAAGGACAUUCAAGGUCAUGUACCAGCAAAUUCAAGGACUAAAUACUGACGAACAGGGGUUAGAAAUCAGAUAUGAACAUGCAAAAUCAAUUCAACAAAAUGUCCGUUCUGACUGUCAACUUAAUUAUUCUACAGGAUAUAACGCCUGACGAUUUUACUCGUCCUGUAAAGGUACUUGGAAGAUAAUGGUUGCUAUACCUGUCAAUGUCUCUAAUUGUUAACCCAGUUAGCUGCAUGCUACUUACAUUUUUCAACUCUUCCAAAACACCAGACGAUCUGGCUUGCCAAAGAAGGGUAUUAGGUCUAAUGGUUAAACUACAUUGUCUUGUUUCAGAAUUACUGCGAAGGUCAGCUGCUUCAUGGUGCUGUAUCGUUUCCCAUUGGACGAACAAGAAUGUAGCGUACAAUUUAGUUCAUGUAAGUGAACUUGUGGUUAGAGCUUGACAACUGGCCUCUGUAAGUCCCUGCGUCGCCUGCCGCAAGUUAGAUUCCUGCCACAACUGACCUCUGUAAGUCCCUGCGUCGCCUGCCGCAAGUUAGAUUCCUGUCACAACUGACCUCUGUAAGUCCCUGCGUCGCCUGCCGCAAGUUAGAUUCCUGUCACAACUGACCUCUGUAAGUCCCUGCGUCGCCUACCGCAAGUUAGAUUCCUACCACAACUGACCUCUGUAAGUCCCUGCGUCGCCUGCCGCAAGUUAGAUUCCUACCACAACUGACCUCUGUAAGUCCCUGCGUCGCCUGCCGCAAGUUAGAUUCCUGCCACAACUGACCUCUGUAAGUCCCUGCGUCGCCUGCCGCAAGUUAGAUUCCUGCCACAACUGACCUCUGUAAGUCCCUGCGUCGCCUGCCGCAAGUUAGAUUCCUGCCACAACUGACCUCUGUAAGUCCCUGCGUCGCCUACCGCAAGUUAGAUUCCUGCCACAACUGACCUCUGUAAGUCCCUGCGUCGCCUGCCGCAAGUUAGAUUCCUGCCACAACUGACCUCUGUAAGUCCCUGCGUCGCCUGCCGCAAGUUAGAUUCCUGCCACAACUGACCUCUGUAAGUCCCUGCGUCGCCUGCCGCAAGUUAGAUUCCUGUCACAACUGACCUCUGUAAGUCCCUGCGUCGCCUGCCGCAAGUUAGAUUCCUGUCACAACUGACCUCUGUAAGUCCCUGCGUCGCCUGCCGCAAGUUAGAUUCCUGUCACAACUGACCUCUGUAAGUCCCUGCGUCGCCUGCCGCAAGUUAGAUUCCUGCCACAACUGACCUCUGUAAGUCCCUGCGUCGCAAACCCCCAAGUUCGAUUCCUGCGAGAGGGCCUAUAGUUGGGUCUAAUUAGGCCUGGUUAGGUCUACUAAAUGUAUAUAAAUUGACCAUUUGCGUAAUAGACUAAAUUUUGAACUAAACAAGUCUAGACAAAAAUUUCAUCACAGCUGGAAGGAGCAUCACAGAAUUAGUAAUAUUCCAAAGUUUCGUUGCAAAAUGUUGUAAAAUGCGGAAAAUAUAGCCUUGCGAAAUUUGUAAUUUUCAGUCAUUUUAGAUUGCAAACGGGAAAUUGACAGCACCAAACCCUUCGAGGCUGUCAAUUUCCAGUUUGUAAUCUAAAAUGACUGAAAAUUGCAAAUUUCGCAAGGCUAUAUUUUCCGCAUUUUACAACAUUUUGCAACGAAACUUUGGAAUAUUACUAAUUUUGUGAUGCUCUUUCACACUGUAAUGAAAUUUUUGUUGAGAUCAAAAUUUAGUCCAUUACGCAAAUGGUCAAUUUCCACUCGAUAAUUUCCAUCUACAAUAUCCUUUUCACUAUUAUUCAAUCGAGUGAGAUGCCAACCAAAUCUUGAGACUGUAAAUACCCUAUUAUCUAAAUCAUAGCCCAAAAGAAAGAAAGCCCAAACUUGUGCAUCCGAAUCAAACCACCAACAUUCACAAUUCACAGAAAUGUAUCUAUAUGACAGUUAAUACCAAAUUUCUCUGCAGAUAAAUACACAAGAGAGGACGUGGCUGUAAGCUGGAAAAAAUGGCUCGACGAUCCGUUGGUACAAAUCAGUCCAAACGUUAAGCUUGCUAGAUAUACCGUCACAGGAAUUGAAACACGAAAGGAUACUGUUAACUAUGGCAUAGGAGGUUAGUAAAUAAAUACAGCAGUUGAACCUCUCCUUAUGGACACUUGCCUAAUAGGGACAACUCUCUAAUACGAACAUCUCUAAUACAGACACCCCUCUAAUACGGACACCCCUCUAAUAUGAACAUCUCUCUAAUACGAACACCUCUCUAAUACAGACACCUCUCUAUAAAUACAGACAUCUCUCUAAUACAGGUAUCUCUCUAAUACACACAUCUAUCUAAUACAGACAUCUCUCUAAUACAGGCACCUCUCUAAUACAGACAUGUCUCUAAUACAGACACCUCUCUAAUACGAACAUCUCUCUAAUACGGACACCUCUAUAAUACGAACACCUCUCUAAUACAGACACCUCUCUAUAAACACAGGCAUCUCUCUAAUACACACAUCUAUCUAAUACAGAUAUCUCUCUAAUACAGACACCUCUCUAAUACGAACAUCUCUCUAAUACAGACACCUCUCUAAUACAGACAUGUCUCUAAUACAGACACCUCUCUAAUACGAACAUCUCUCUAAUACAGACACCUCUCUAAUACAGACAUCUCUUUAAUACAAACACCUCUCUAAUAUGGGCAUCUCUUUAAUACAGACACCUCUCUAAUACAGACAUCUCUUUAAUACACACACCUCUCUAAUACGGACAUCUCUCUAAUAGACACCUCUCUAAUACGAACAUCUCUCUAAUACAGACAUCUCUCCAACACGAACACUUUUCUAAUACGGACAUCUCUCGAAUACGAACACUUCUCCAAUACGGACACCCCCUUACAUCCUCUUGAUUCACAAGCUAUAUACAAUCGGGUCCAUGUUACUUAUCACUUAUCAUUGCUACUUAUUACUUAUCAUUUUAUUUUAUUUAAUUACUUAUCACUCACAAUCGGGUUCAUCUUACUUAUUACUUAUCAUUUUAGGUUACUAUGACUAUCUUGUGGUGGCAAUAAGAUUCCAGCGAGAUGUUGGUCACUAUAUUCUCCAACAAUACAUGCCAUGUUCAUAUAUAGUUCUGCUGAGUUGGGUUUGUUUCUGGAUUGAAGCAGAUUGUGUGGGGGAUAGAAUAUCCAUUGGAGUAACUCUGAUUCUAACUAUUGUAUUACUACAAGGAUCUCUCAAUACGAAUAUGCCGAAGGUAAACUAGAGUCUAGAUAAACCUUUUGGAAUGGAUUAGUCCAGCUAUAAACUAAAUUUUGAUCCAGACAAGAAGGACGAAAUCUAUCAUUAUAGCUUAAAAGAACAUCCUUAAAUUUGGUACCAAAAUGUUGUAAAAUACGGAAAUAUAGCCCUGUGAAAUUAGAAAAUUUUGAGUAUUUUAGUAUUACGCGCGGAAAAAUGCACCACUAUUGAGCCGAAAGUGGUACAUUUUUCCACGCAUAAUACUAAAAUACUCAAAAUAUGAUAAUUUCACAGGGCUAUAUGUUUCGUGUUUUACAACAUUUCGCAACCAAACCUUGCAAUUGUACCACUUUUAGGAUGCUCUUUUGAGCUAGAAUGAUAGAUUUCGUCUUUCUUGUCUAGAUCAAAAAUUAGUCCAUAGCUGAAAUGAUCCAUUUACCACCACGCCAGUGUGUGUAAAUUUGUAUAGCGUAAUACGCAUUUCUGACAAAGCCUUUUUAUUUCUUUGUGAAUUUUCCAGGUCUCAUACUCGAAGUACAUUGAUUUCUAUUUCAACUUCUGUCUUGCCUUUCUGAUGGGAUCAAUUAUCGAGUCACUGGUCGUUUAUAAAUUUUACAAACUGCAACAGAGUUCUGCUGUCAAAGUGCUGGAACCGAGAAUCAGUUCCCAGUCCCUUUUCCUUAUGCGCACACGUAAGGUAAAUAAUACUGCAGAUAUUUUGAACUUCUUACAGUCUAAGUAUGUAAACGGUAAAUUUUAUCUCAUUUAGCCUUCCGCACAGCAAAAUCAAUCUUAAAUAUAAAUUAGUUAUUAAAAAACAUUACAAAAUAUAAAGUUAAUUAACUCAUUAACCACAACGUCCAUGAAACUUGACAAGUAAAAUAAGUCUAGUAUUAGACUGAGCAAAAUAAUAGAGUUAUAGGGCUAUUUUGGUGUAAUGGGCCAACAAGAUAAAGGGCAGAUAGUCUUGUUAACUUUACGUGAGACUCUCCCCAUUAACAGGUUAAAUCGUUUGUUGUAAGACACUGUAAAAAAUAAGGUACGCCCCAUUGGGGAAUAUCGAUGUUAAAGGCUAAGUUAAUUUAACUGUUAUAGUCAAACCCAUCCCUUCUUGUAUAUAUACACAGGUACAGUAUGUAUGCCAAGAAAUUUUUAAAAAAUAUCAUCGCAGGAAAUUCUCUUACAUAUUGUGGUAAAUUUUUCUCAUUUUAUAUACUGGAAUGCUAUAUAAUGUACAAAUUGUUUACAAAAGAUUUUGCAAAUCGAGAUUGUCUUGUGCUGAGAUCACCAUUAAAGUUUAUUACAAUGUGAGGCACCAUACGUUCUCUGAAAUCUACAUAUGCAGGAAGUUUACAUUUGACAUACACAGGAAUUUUUCUCGGAUUUUGCUUCCAGGAAGAUAAAUAUAUUUUCUACGCCUGAAUAAAUACAUUACAGUACACUCAGAAUGCUGUGUCUAUUUUGUUGUCUAGGAAAAUUGGAAUUGGGGUUCAAUGGACGAAAGAAAGACUCCAGUUCAUCCGAGCGUCCGGUCCAUGGUGGGAACUGGGAUGAAAAGAGAUGACGAUAUGGCACAAAAGAUUGACAGG